Panicum virgatum (switchgrass) is the source of this 833-nucleotide messenger RNA. Its product is annotated as general transcription and DNA repair factor IIH subunit TFB5-like. Lineage: Eukaryota; Viridiplantae; Streptophyta; Magnoliopsida; Poales; Poaceae. The record is from RefSeq and is a predicted model, not a curated record. Gene Ontology annotation, biological process: transcription initiation at RNA polymerase II promoter; nucleotide-excision repair; nucleotide-excision repair, preincision complex assembly. Bases 218 to 430 code for a protein of 70 amino acids. The transcript has 3 exons. Gene Ontology annotation, cellular component: transcription factor TFIIH core complex; transcription factor TFIIH holo complex.
CUGGGACGAGUCACUCUGCACAGAAGCCUCGUCCGUUCAUCUCCUCCCUCUGUUUCUCCACCCCUUCCCCUUCUCUCGGACUCUCUCGAUCCUUGCUCCUCUUUCCCUUGCGGCGACGACUGGGCGAGCGGCGGCGCCAUUUGUUACGUCUUCGUCCAGCCCCUUUGCCGGCGACGAGCAUCCUCCAGGUAAUUUUCUUGUCUGUAGCAUAGACAAGAUGGUUAAUGCGAUCAAGGGGUUGUUCAUCUCCUGUGAUAUACCUAUGGCACAGUUUAUUGUUAAUCUGAAUGCUUCAAUGCCGGCAUCAGAGAGGUUCAUCGUGCACAUGCUCGAUCCUACACACAUGUUUGUUCAGCCCCAUGUGGUAGAAAUGAUCAGAAGCAAGAUAGGGGAGUUCAGGGACCAGAAUAGCUACGAGAAGCCGCAGUGAAGGAUCAUCCCACCUCGCAGUUUGCAUUGUUUCCCUCCCUCCCAAAGAUGCAUACCUUGCACUCAAAUCUGCGCACCUGCUAUAGAAUGGUUGGUUGGAUGGCAUUGCCAUGCCUCACCCUGUCACCCGUGAUGAUCUAGAAUAAUGUAUGUAUUCGUGUUUCUAGUCUCAGAAGCAGCUGUAUUUCAGUGACUUAUUUGUAUCCGGAUUGGUCCUUUUAUCUGGCCCUUUGCCACUUGGCAACGCACUUGGUGGCGCCGAUAAAUUGAAAGUGCGUUGCCUGCUUAGGAAAGGGUAAGAUGUCUUGCAUGUAUUGCUGUUGUGGACUCGACUCUGAUGUUUGUGAGCUUUUUAUGAGUCGAUGGUUCCGUGAAAUAAAAUAAGUAGCACUAUUGUCGUCGUA